AUGUCUACCUCAAUUUUAAAAACCCAUUAUUGGCAGGGUGCCACCAUUUUAACAUCUGGACAGAUUGAAGAAAUUAGACAUUUCAAAAAUAAGGUCCCGGUGUACAUGAUAGUAAAUAAGUACCAUAUUAAUAAAGAUCGUGUUCAUGAUAUAUGGAACGAUUCUGAGCGUUCACAGCAAAAUGAAAACCACUUUUUUGAGGAGCUUAGGAAAGCACAAUCUAUCUCUUCGGAGAAUGGUUCAGAAGUUCAUGCUAAACAACCUUGCGAAGCGUCUGAUGAGUCAACUCCAAAAGAAUCAUCUGAGUCUGGAUCCAUUCGAAAUUCUAACUUACCUAAAAUUUUGGCCGGGGGUUCUUGCCAAAACUCCUUACUAGAUGUCUCAUAUGAACUAAUUACUUCGAUUAAAAAAGAUCGUAUAGAAUCAGAGGAGUCUAUGCGUGAAUCAGAAAAGCUCUUUGCUCUUAACUCACUUCGCUAA
Molecule: messenger RNA, 480 nt
Organism: Dentiscutata heterogama
Lineage: Eukaryota; Fungi; Glomeromycota; Glomeromycetes; Diversisporales; Gigasporaceae
Source: the annotation of a GenBank genome assembly